UUGUGACAGUUAUCUGACAUGCAUCCUCUUUAAAUCUUGGAUUUAAUUCACGCCUGAGAAACCUGAUGUUUUGUUCCAUAUGUUUGUAUUUCAAAUAAAAUAACCCUGAUAAUGUGUAUAUGCAACCAUUUGUGUGUAGGAGCUUUUGAGGAUGAAGAUAUUAUCCAUGUUGAGGGCUGUGUUGACCCAGUCAGGGAUAUUGAGAUCAUCCAUGAAGAGCUGAGGAUGAAGGAUGAAGAGAUGAUUGGGCCAAUCAUUGAUAAGCUUGAGAAAACCGCUGUCAGGGGAGGAGACAAAAAACUCAAACCUGAAUAUGACAUCAUGUGUAAAAUAAAGUCCUGGGUUGUUGAUGAAAAGAAACCUGUUCGUUAUUAUCUUGAAUGGAACGACAAAGAGAUUGAGGUCAUGAAUAAGUAUCUGUUCUUGACGUCCAAGCCGAUGAUCUACUUGGUAAACCUCUCGGAAAAAGAUUACAUCAGGAAAAAGAAUAAAUGGUGAGAUGACAUGUUAGCUGUUCAUCUGCUG
Messenger RNA from Sinocyclocheilus rhinocerous, 525 nucleotides. Its product is annotated as obg-like ATPase 1. Gene Ontology annotation, molecular function: ATP hydrolysis activity. Lineage: Eukaryota; Metazoa; Chordata; Actinopteri; Cypriniformes; Cyprinidae. Gene Ontology annotation, cellular component: cytoplasm. The coding region runs from base 112 to 498 and encodes 128 amino acids. The transcript is spliced from 3 exons. The record is from RefSeq and is a predicted model, not a curated record.